This is a messenger RNA of Clupea harengus (Atlantic herring), 2315 nucleotides long. RefSeq lists its product as uncharacterized. Lineage: Eukaryota; Metazoa; Chordata; Actinopteri; Clupeiformes; Clupeidae. The record is from RefSeq and is a predicted model, not a curated record.
CUAAGGUCGCGUCAAUUGUGGUGAUCCCAUUUGCUGCGUCUGCACACCGCAUCCAAUCGGGGAGUAGAAAGGCCGUCACACCAUUCAUCGAGUCCUGAUAUGCUUAUUUCCAUGCAACAGUUAGGUAAUGAGUUCGGUCUUUAUCUAAUCGCCAUGUAAUCAUUAACUAUCAGAUAUCAAUCAAUAACAAAAUAAUAACAAUUUCAAAUUGAGGUAAACGUGGAAGUGCAUAGACUAACGCUAUAGAGACUCUGUUUCCCCGUUUAUACAAGAAAACAGAAAGGAUUAGGUUGACCAACGUUAUGGAAUAAGACAAUUGGUACCCUAACCAUAUUGCACACUAACAUCGAUGGGCCUCAAUAGUGAUUUUUAAAUAAUACUUCUGUUGUCUAUGAAUAAAUGCUAUUACAUCAGAGGUAUGGGCGGGGCAUCCUUGAGACGCACUGAGAUGAUCGCUGACAUUGACGAUGAAUAGGCUGACUACUGCUCGCCUGAACACCCAGCUGUCAAACACCAACAUGCUCAUCAACGGACCCAUAUGGCACGGAUUAACUCUUCAACUGUCAAGGAAGCAGAAGCUGAUGUUUUGGAGCUGGGACAAUUAGGAAGUUUCACUGCAUCAAAAUCGAAGCGACUUAAAAAAAACAGGUGAUCCGUUUUUAAGAGGACAAAUAAUCACCCGUAAACCUUACGUUAAGGAGCUGUAAUUUAAACAAAAAUUAAAGGAUAUUAAUUUCCAACUCCGCAUCCUACUCCACAACAUCCGAAGAGCUAAAUAAAAGUCAGCAGUACAAAAGAGAGAACCAGCAUACAUCCCGCUCGUCUCAACAAAAGUUAUCCCCCUAUGGAUGUGGAAUUCUAGCUGACCCAGGGCAACGGAUCUGUUGAACAGCAACUAACGCUCCGUCUUCAGCCGCACGCCGCAAUGCCUUCUCUUCACCACGGAGCCAUAUUCAUAGGGGUGAUGCUCAUCGUCACUGGGGGCUCCACAGCUUUUUUGCCGUCUAGUCAGAGUAGGCUACAGGCUUUCAGCUUGUGCUGUGUGGUCCUGGGCGCUGUGUUGCUCAUUCUGGGACUCUUCUGGGCGAUGAAUGGAAAGAGUACCCCAGUGACUUACAGCAACGAGUACAACCACGAUUACAGCCACGUCCUUUUCACCCCUCCGCCUGGGAACCACUUCCCAGAGUCGCAAUCCGUCUACUUGCAAAGGACUGUGGACAGACAGAGGAGAGGAGUUUAUGAGGAGGACUUUGACUAUCCACCGAUGGAGCCCACCUGCUUCAGCCCCUCAGGGAGAGGGCGGCCCCCUCACUGGGACUUGGAGCCUCCUCCUCCAUACGAAGUGGCUAUCAAAACCACAACGAGCUCCACACACCUGAGGAGAAGCUACUCUGACUCAUUCCGGCCGACAGAGCCUCUCUUCGGCCGCUCGCGAGAGAUCAGCUUUGAGGUGUGAUGGCGCCAUUUUGACUCAAGCCUCCUGAUUCUCUGAGACUUGUGUUGAGUGAUUCCCCAGGCCGACCCUUUCUAUAAUACACAAACCUGUGAUUAAGAUGCAAGCCUUACCCAUAUAUGCACAGCUUCAAUAUUUUGGCAUCCCUGUGUACAACUUCUCUUCCAUUUAUCCAGGUUUAUUUUUGUGAUGUUUAAAAUAUCCUUUUGGCUUCCAUGUUUUAAAUCAUAGAGCUUCUGCACAAGCGGCUGCAAAGAGAGAUCGACUUUGCCCUCCUGAAGGGUGGAAGCUGUGUUUGCCCUCCUGAAGGGUGGAAGCUGUGUUCGCCCUCCUGAAGGGUGGAAGCAGUGUUUGCCCUCCUGAAGGGUGGAAGCAGUGUUCGCCCUCCUGAAGGGUGGAAGCAGUGUUUGCCCUGUAUCCUGAGGUCAAAUGAUUUGGAGGUAGCCACUAAACCACUGAGAUCUAAAUAAGAAGUGUUUAUCUGGUCUGGACAAAUAUUCUUCAGUAAUCUCCUUGAUACGGCUUUCUUGUUACUAAUGUACGGUAAUCUUCUCUUUCUGGACUGAUGUUCGGAUGGUGGCAUUUGAACAUGUGGGAAUGACAAACAGCUCGUAAAUUAGUAAAUAUUAUAUAAAUAAACACAUAUUUGCAAAACCUUACCUUUAAUCAACAUAUUAUAACUCAGGUUUUACAGAAGUCUGUUGCACUAAUCAUUCAGAAGGUUCUCGCUACCUCACACACUUGAGUCUUCUAAAGUCCUGUAAGUCUACUGCAGUCAUAGAAACAUUUAGAAUCAGAAUCAGGUUUUAUUGGCCAAGUAAGUUUGCACAAACAAGGAAUUUGACUUGGUAAAGAGGCUCUC